AUGUCGCUGGCACAGCUCUUGGCGCACUUCCCGCCCGUGGACUUUGCCAUGGGCUACGGCUCGGGCGUCUUCAAGCAGUCGGGCCAUGACAGCUCGAGCUCGAUGGUUGACCUCGUCCUCGCGGUGGAGGACCCGGUUGCAUGGCACGCGGAGCAAGUCGCCCGCCAUCCCGAGCACUACUCGGGGCUCAAGGUGUUUGGGCCCAAAGCCAUCGCGUACAUCCAAGAGGAGCUCGGUGCUGGUGUCUACUACAACACGCUCGCGCAGAUUCCGGGCACGAACCAACUGAUGAAGUAUGGCGUCGUGCGCACCAGCACCUUGUGCAACGAGCUCACCGGGUGGUCCAACUUGUACCUUAGCGGCCGCAUGCACAAGCCCGUCAACAUCCUCGCGUCCGUGCCAUCGGUCGAUGCAGCGUCGUCCACGAACCUCUCGCACGCACUCCACCUGGCGUUGCUCGGGCUCCCCGAGACGUUUACCGAAGAAGAGCUUUUCAUGAAAAUCGCUGGCAUCUCGUACUGGGGCGACUUUCGCAUGACGUUUGGCGAAAACCCGAAGAAGGUUCGCAACAUUGUCCACGGCAACUUGGAAGGGUUCCAGACCGUGUACGCCAAGAAGCUGCAGACGUCGCCGUAUCUGCAGAAGGGACCGACGAGUUGGACGAUGGACACGACGCCGUUGGCACGCGAAGCCAUGUUGGCGAGUCUUCCGGAAAACGUCACGUCGCGCAUGAAGCCCAAGCACAAGGCGCUGACGAUCGCGUCGCUGAACGGAAAGAAGGUCAAGCAAGCCGUCAGUAGCAUCGUUCGCACGUCGAGCCGGACGCAGAGCAUCAAGGGCAUCCUCACGGCCGGUGGCGUCAAGACCGUACAGUACAUUUGGCAAAAGCUCAGCCGAACCUACUUGCGCUAA
This is a messenger RNA of Saprolegnia diclina VS20, 912 nucleotides long. RefSeq lists its product as hypothetical. Gene Ontology annotation, cellular component: mitochondrion. The record is from RefSeq and is a predicted model, not a curated record. Gene Ontology annotation, molecular function: phosphatidate cytidylyltransferase activity. Gene Ontology annotation, biological process: CDP-diacylglycerol biosynthetic process; cardiolipin biosynthetic process. The coding region runs from base 1 to 912 and encodes 303 amino acids. NCBI's taxonomy places the organism in Eukaryota, Oomycota, Saprolegniomycetes, Saprolegniales, Saprolegniaceae. The transcript has 5 exons.